AGCUCUAGUGAUCUACACACAACGCGUUGUUUUAUUGUAAAACAGUGAAACAUCACGCUGUUUUGUUCGAAUUCGUUUGUCGCCGUCGGUAAUGGCGAAAAACACAGUCGCCGAUGUCGUAAUUCUCGACAGUGACAGUGACGACGACGACGGAGGAGGAAUAGGAAUGGGUCGAAGCUUGACAUCUCUUAUGGAGAAUCAGCAAGUUUCGAACGCUGAUGCUGCGACGGUGGCUCCUCGAGAAACCCUAGAAUGUCGGAGUUUCUGGAAAGCCGGUGAAAACUUUGUGAUCCCUUCCGGUGUUACUCCAACUGCUCCAGGUAUGGUUGAGCAUGCUCGUGUUCAUCCAAAGUUUCUUCAUUCGAAUGCUACUUCACAUAAAUGGGCAUUUGGAGCAAUCGCCGAGCUACUUGACAAUGCGGUUGACGAGGUACAAAACGGAGCCACCUUUGUCAAGAUUGAUAAGAUCAAUAUUGUUAAAGAUAAUACCCCUGCUUUAGUUUUCCAAGAUAAUGGUGGUGGGAUGGAUCCCAAUGGGAUCAGAAAAUGCAUGAGCUUAGGCUACUCGUCAAAGAAGUCUAAUACGACGAUUGGACAGUAUGGAAAUGGUUUUAAGACGAGUACCAUGAGACUUGGAGCUGAUGCCAUCGUUUUUAGUCGCUCAACUCGUGGAGGCAAAUCUACACAGAGCAUUGGUCUUCUGUCUUACACAUUCCUUAGGAAAACUGGUCAGGAUGAUGUGAUCGUUCCUAUGAUUGAUUUCGAUAUAUCCAGUGUUAGGCCCCAACCAAUUAUUUAUGGGUCUCCCGGAGAUUGGUCUACCAACCUUAACAUUCUUCUCAAAUGGUCCCCGUUUUCAACUAUGGACGAAAUUUUGCAGCAGUUCGAGGAUAUUGGAACUCACGGAACAAAAGUAAUUAUAUACAACUUGUGGCUUAAUGAUGAAGGAAUCUAUGAAUUGAGUUUUGACGACGAUGAUGAGGAUAUACGGCUCCGAGAUGAAAAUGCCCAGGAUGGGAAACGGUUGUACGCUAAAACAUUGGAACUAAGAUCUCAUAUUUCAUACCGCUAUCGACAUUCGCUAAGGGCCUACAUUUCCAUGCUAUAUCUCAAGAAGUUCAAAAACUUCAAAAUUAUUCUUCGGGGAAUCCCUGUGGAGCAAUUCAACAUUGCUGAUGAAUUCAGACAUCCUGAGACAAUAAUGUACAAACCCCAAGCAGCUGCAAUGGAAUAUGCUGCCACUGGAAUUAAAGUUGGAUUCAUCAAGGAGGCGCCUAAACUUCCAAUUUGCGGUUUCAAUGUCUAUCACAAAAACCGUCUCAUCCGGCCAUUCUGGAAGGUCGUUCUGGAAGGGUCAACGAGAGGCAAUGGUGUUGUGGGAGUUCUUGAAGCAAACUUCAUAGAACCAGCCCACGAUAAGCAAGAUUUUGAGAGAUCUUCUCUAUUUCUGCGGCUGGAGGGGAGGCUGAAAAGGAUUAUCUCUGAUUACUGGCAAAGCCACUGCCACGUUUUCGGAUACCAAACUGGUCAAAUCCCUGCAGAUAGGUCGAAAAGGAUAGCAAUACCUGAUCAACCGCCUACUGUCAGUACAUUCAAUCCUUCGCCUUUGCCUUCUGAUAAAAUUAGUCAAGGCGGUCCUAUAAUACGUGAAAUCAAUCUUAGUAACGCCAGUUCAAGCCGUACAGUUGCUGUUGCAGCACCGCAUUUGAGAAAUUCCACGGGUUUAAGAAGUAACUUCCAACCCGUGCAGCUCAACCCACAACCUGCAGCUGCCGAUACUGGAAACAACAUCGUUGGCAAGUCAGCUGAUGAGAUAAGGGAAGAGAACAUACAACUCUUCAUGAGGUGCGAGGAAUAUAUAAAGAAAGAGAAUGAAAUAGAACAGACGGUAAAGAGCUUAGAAAAGGAACUGGAAGAAGUUAAAAGUAAAUGUGCACAACUUGCUUUGCUUGUGGACGCUAAGAAGAAGGAGAUGCAACAAGUUUAGUUAAAAACCCUAGUUUGAUUCAGAUUUUUUGGUGUUCUUGAUUUUUUUUUUUUUUUUUUUAACUUUCAUGGUGUUCUUGUAUUUGCUUAAUAGCAUGUCAUGUGCAUAUAUGUAGCAUAUAUAGACAGAAGUAAAAAAAAAUAGCAUUUUUGAGAAAUGGGCCUAUAAGUAUUUCGGCUUUGGAGCCCAAUUAGACUCUGAUGACCAAAAAAAAGAAGCAAUGAUGACGAAAAAGACGUUUGCUUUUCCUU
Arabidopsis lyrata subsp. lyrata is the source of this 2238-nucleotide messenger RNA. Its product is annotated as protein MICRORCHIDIA 1. NCBI's taxonomy places the organism in Eukaryota, Viridiplantae, Streptophyta, Magnoliopsida, Brassicales, Brassicaceae. Bases 92 to 1987 code for a protein of 631 amino acids. The record is from RefSeq and is a predicted model, not a curated record. Gene Ontology annotation, cellular component: nucleus. The transcript is spliced from 18 exons. Gene Ontology annotation, molecular function: ATP hydrolysis activity.